AUGCCCCCUCCUCCAGGCAGAUUCGGGCCCCAGGCCUUAGGCGCUCCUUAUACGCUUCAACAAGCUCAUCUUCAGUCCCAACAUCCUGCCCACGCCCAGUCCGCCAACACCGCUCUACCUCCCCCUUCGCUCGGUGGCCAUCCUGGUUUCGCCGGAAAUCCGAAUACCAAUAUGAACCCCUUCACCUUGUCCAGUGCCGGCGUGGCGAAUGGCAUGUCAGUCGCUGGGUUUGGAGGCGCCGGUGCUGAUGGUGGUGGCACCGGACUUGCCAGCCAUGCGGCUCAGAUGGGGUUCGCGCGUGGAGCACAGAUGCAACAACAGCAACUAAGUCAAGGUCAUGAUGGGCGAUUAUCACUCGAUGCAAAGGCUGGCGCUGUCAAGACUCGGAUUCGCGAUGUAUGGAAACACAAUUUGGCCCAUGAAAUGGCCGUUUUGAGACAGCUAGUGGACAAAUACCCAUAUAUCAGCAUGGAUACCGAGUUCCCAGGAAUUGUUGCGCGCCCGAUUGGAUCGUUCACGAACAAAGCCGACUACCAUUACCAAACCCUCCGAUGCAAUGUCGAUUUGUUGAAGAUGAUCCAGCUUGGGAUCACUUUGUUCAAUGAAGAUGGGGAGGUUCCUCCAGCUACAGCCACGGAUGCGAAUGGUCAACCAUACGGCAAUGCGAUGAUGCCCGCACCAUGCACAUGGCAGUUCAACUUCCGAUUCUCAUUGGAGGGUGACAUGUAUGCACAGGAGUCAACGCAGAUGCUGGCCAAGUCCGGAAUUGAUUUCAGCCUGCAUGAGAAAAACGGCAUUGAUCCCUUUGAAUUUGGUUCAUUGUUGAUCAGCUCCGGGCUUGUGCUGCUUGACGAUGUGCACUGGGUCUCUUUCCACUCUGGUUACGACUUUGGUUACCUGAUGAAGAUCAUGCUUUGCUCUGCCUUGCCCGAAAACGAAGAGGAGUUCCAUAAGCUUCUCACCAUUUUCUUCCCAUCUCUCUACGACAUCAAAUACCUCAUGAAGCACGCCGGUCGCAACCAAGCAGUGAAUGACUCCCCUCUCACACAAGCUGCCGCCCAGAUCCUUACCAACCUCGGCCAAAAAUCGGGUCUCCAAGACAUUGCGGAUGAGCUGGGUGUCAAGCGUAUCGGUAUUGCCCACCAGGCCGGAUCCGAUUCCCUGGUCACCGGCGAGAUCUAUUGGAAGAUGCGCCAGUUGGUCUUCAAUGGCAAGAUUGACGAGAGCAAGUAUUCAGGACAGAUCUGGGGUUUGAAUGGACAAAUGCCCGCAAUGAACUACCACAUGGCCCAGCAGACACCGAAUCUCAAUGGAGCCACCAUCUAUUCCGCCGCCGGAACGCCCAGCACUCCCAAUAACUCCCACACACCUCAGCAUCACUCUGGCUACCCAACGCCCGGCCGAUAG
Molecule: messenger RNA, 1407 nt
Organism: Penicillium cataractarum
Lineage: Eukaryota; Fungi; Ascomycota; Eurotiomycetes; Eurotiales; Aspergillaceae
Product: CCR4-NOT core DEDD family RNase subunit POP2
Exons: 2
Coding region: 1-1407 (468 amino acids)
Cellular component (GO): CCR4-NOT core complex; CCR4-NOT complex; P-body
Molecular function (GO): nucleic acid binding; poly(A)-specific ribonuclease activity
Source: RefSeq, a predicted model, not a curated record